Messenger RNA from Aspergillus melleus, 1428 nucleotides. RefSeq names its product mRNA splicing protein SLU7 (gene slu7). The transcript has a single exon. NCBI's taxonomy places the organism in Eukaryota, Fungi, Ascomycota, Eurotiomycetes, Eurotiales, Aspergillaceae. Gene Ontology annotation, biological process: mRNA splicing, via spliceosome. The coding region runs from base 1 to 1428 and encodes 475 amino acids. Gene Ontology annotation, molecular function: pre-mRNA 3'-splice site binding. Gene Ontology annotation, cellular component: spliceosomal complex. The record is from RefSeq and is a predicted model, not a curated record.
AUGUCGCGAAAACCUGCCGAUGUGGCGUCGAAGGAGCGCAACGAGUACAUCCCGUCCUUCAUUUCCAAGAAGCCCUUCUACAUCGACGACGAUGACUCCGCGAACGAUUAUCUCGAGCAUCAACGUCUGAAUAAAUCGACAACCGAUCAGUCGAAAUGGUACGAACGUGGAAAGCGCGUCGGCCCUGCUGCCACCAAGUACCGGAAAGGCGCGUGCGAAAAUUGUGGCGCCAUGACACAUAAAACCAAAGAAUGCUUAAGUCGACCGCGAAAGCAAGGCGCCAAGUGGACGGGGAAAGAUAUUCAGGCCGACGAGGUGAUACAAGAUGUGAACAUGGGAUGGGACGCAAAGAGAGACCGGUGGAAUGGCUACGAUCCCAGCGAGUAUCGCCAGGUCGUUGAAGACUAUGAGGAAUGGGAAAAGUUGAAAAAGGUUGCAAAGCGGGACGUCGAAGAUGGGCAAAGGGCCAUUACGGAUGGCGACCCAGACGGUGAAGACGCAACGCAGGAAGAAGCUCGAUACGCCGAGGAAUCCGACAUGGGAAGGCAACAGAGUACAGCGACUCGCAACCUACGUAUUCGGGAAGAUACUGCCAAAUAUUUGCUCAACCUCGACCUCGACUCCGCGAAAUACGACCCUAAGACACGUCGGAUGGUUGACAUGGGAGCUCAGGAUGACCAAGCAGCUGCUCUCGUUGCUGAGGAAAAUUUCGUUCGCGCGUCCGGCGAUGCAGCCGAAUUUGAGAAAGCCCAGAAGUAUGCCUGGGAGGCUCAAGAGACUGGCGCGCAGAAAAUCCAUCUACAAGCAAACCCGACGUCCGGAGAGAUAUUGCGAAAACAGGAGAAAACCCAAAGCGAAGACAAGCGACAGAGUCAGCGAAAAGCGCUGUUGGAGAAAUAUGGUGGACAGGAGCAUUUGCAACCAACGCCAUUGCGCGAUACUAUGGUCGUUGAAAACGAACGGUUCGUUGAAUAUGACGAAACGGGAGCUAUCAAAGGAGCGCCUAAGAAGGCGGCCAAGUCCAAGUAUGCGGAGGAUAUCUUCCCUAAUAAUCACACCUCGGUCUGGGGAAGUUGGUGGCAUAACUUUGAAUGGGGUUACUCCUGCUGUUUCUCCACCGUUAAGAACAGCUACUGCACUGGUGAAGAUGGAAAGAAAGCCUUUGAAGAGGCAGAUAAGAUGUUGAUGCUGGAGGAAGUCGACGGGGGGAAUGAAGACCCAGCUACUGAAGCUGCCGAGGCCGACGAUGUUCCUCAGUCUCACAGCCCAGAACGAGCUGAGCAGGAGACCAAGCCUAGCUCGAAGAAGAGAACGUUGAUGGAAGUACAGUCUGGCAUCACGGAAGAGGAGCUGGAAUCAUACAAGAAGAGUCGUCUUGAUGCGGACGAUCCCAUGGCUGCGUUCAUAGGGAAAGACACGGUGGAGUAG